ACACAAAUCCACUUCUCAAAGCAAAAGAACUGCUGCAAGCGUAAACCACACAUGUUUGUUCACUUUCUAUUUAGGCUGCGUGUGCAGGUGUUUCUGAAGGUGGCUGCAUGCUGCUCUUCUGCAGAAAGGGAGUUUUGAAGCUCUGCUGGUUUGAAAGAUGAGUGACACACUGGAGAGGACUACAGACUGUCCUUUGCCGCUUCCCGCUGAGGAGUCCAACGUGAACGAGGAGAAAGGGAAUGUAACAGGACCAAGUGAGUUACGUUGGGAAGAUGGAGGUCUGCCCAUGGAGCUCCAGAAAGGGAUGGAAACCCUACGAGUGAACAGAGAAUUGACUGAUGUGACACUGCGCGUUCAGGGUCAUGACUUCGCUUGCCAUAGAGCGAUUCUGGCGGCUGCAAGUCACUACUUCAGGGCAAUGUUUUGCAGCGGUCUCAAGGAGAGUCAUGAGGAACGUGUGGAAAUGAAAGGUUUGGACAGCGGGACGAUGCACUGUCUCUUGGAGUAUACCUACACCAGCCGAGCUCUCCUCACACACUCGAAUGUCCAGAGAAUACUCGAGGCUGCCAGUCAGUUUCAGUUCCUUCGUGUGGUAGAUGCAUGCUCUAGCUUUCUCAGCAAGUCUAUGCAGCUAGACACCUGUAUUGGCAUCUUAAAUCUGGCUGACAGACAUGCCCUGUCAGCCCUGCGCGCCAGAGCUCAGGACUAUAUUACUACUCAAUUCUCUCAAGUGGUCCAGCAGCAGGACUUCCUGGAGCUGCCAGUGGAAUCUCUGGAGACUAUCCUGCAGAGGGAUGACCUGGAUGUGAAAUGUGAGGAGUGUGUUUUUGAAGCACUCAUGCACUGGGUGAGAGCCCGGCAGGAUGAACGCUAUCCCUCACUGGCCAGGUUGCUUACGCACGUACGGUUGCCGCUGCUGGAGCCGGCAUACUUUGUUGAGAAAGUGGAGUCAGAUGAGCUGAUACGACGGUGCAGCGAAGCUUUUCCUUUGUUGCAAGAGUCCCGCAUUUAUCAUCUCUCUGGCAGGGAGGUGGUCUCAGAACGAACCAAACCACGUGUGCAGCACUUUCUGUCAGAAGUAUUCUUGAUCAUUGGAGGCUGCACCAAAGACGAACGCUUCAUUUCCACUGUCACAUGUUUGGACCCUCUCAGACGCAGCCGCCUGGAGGUCGCCAGGAUGCCAAUGACAGAGUUAGAGGACGAGUCCCAAAAUAGAAAAUGGGUGGAAUUUGCUUGUGUCACUUUCCACAAUGAAGUAUACAUAUCUGGAGGUAAGGAGACACAGCAUGAUGUCUGGAAAUACAAUGGUGCCCUGGACAAGUGGAUCCAAAUCGAGCCCCUGUCGACUGGGCGCUGGAGACACAAGAUGGCAGUUCAUUGUGGGAAAGUGUACGCACUGGGAGGGUUUGAUGGAGUUCAGAGGCUUUCUAGUGUUGAGGCCUAUGAUCCCUUUCAUAAUCGCUGGAUGCAGGUGACACCUCUUGCAGUAGGUGUGAGCUCAUUUGCUGCUGCAAGCUUUGACAGAUGGAUCUAUGUGAUUGGUGGUGGGCCGAAUGGAAAGCUGGCCACCGAUAGGGUCCAAUGCUGGGAGCCAGGGACAGGCGGCUGGGAACUGAAAGCACCCAUACCCAUUGAAACUAAAUGCACUAAUGCUGUUACAUUCAAGAACUGCAUCUAUGUAGUUGGCGGUGCCAUGCAUGCCAUGUACUGCUACUCUCCUCUAUCUGAUUCCUGGACCCUUGUGACUCGUCUGGGGGAGAGGGCAAGCUGUGCUAUCGCUGCCUGUAACAACAAACUUUUCAUCACUGGAGGAAGAGAUAACAAAAACCAAGUCAUCUCCACAGUGAUGUGCUGGGAUGUCGCCCGAGGGGUUUUGACAGAGGAGUGCGUUUUACCAAUGGGAGUCUCGCACCAUGGCAGUGUGACCCUCAUGAAGUCCUACACACAUAUACACAGAAUAACACCUGCCUCAGAGAGCCAAUGACACAGGCGUCUGUGAACAGGACUUAUUUUGGUGCUAAGAGUGGUUGUAGGAUUAUGCAUGAAGAGUAAAAACAUGUUCAAAGAUAAGAAAUAUGUUUGGGUUUUUUUGCAUGCAUUACAAUGUUUACUUUAUCUUUGUUACCGUUUUGUAAUAUAUUAAUGACUAUGAUGUUUUGAAAACAUUGCGUUUGUAGUUAAGCUUUCUCAGAAAAGUGUGGAUUACAACGUCACAACAGGUCAAAAUAAGUCUACAAACACAAAAACGAAAAUUAAACAUUUGCUAAAUCAUUAUCUUAUAAGUUUCUUAUUAACUGCCAGAGAAAUUUAAAGUUGCAAAUGAAGGAAAGAGCAAUGCAAAAGCAAUUAAAUUAACUUUUGGAUUUUCCUUUUAUGCUUUCAAUUAGCAAACGAACUCUGAACUCUACACUUUAAUGCUGAUUUAUUAAAUGCAAUGGUAUUUGAACGCAACACAGGUUACCUGCGUAUUAACAAAUAAACUGACAUGUCAAACAGAA
Maylandia zebra (zebra mbuna) is the source of this 2498-nucleotide messenger RNA. It is a transcript of the gene klhl6, whose product is annotated as kelch-like family member 6. NCBI's taxonomy places the organism in Eukaryota, Metazoa, Chordata, Actinopteri, Cichliformes, Cichlidae. Gene Ontology annotation, molecular function: protein binding. The record is from RefSeq and is a predicted model, not a curated record.